GCUCCUGUUUGUUGUGACACUUGGUGGCGCUUUUCCCGAAAGAGCAUUUUAAAGUGUGUGAGUGUUUGGUUUUGGUCGUCUGUUGAUUCUAAAAAAUGGAAAGAGAUGCUGAUUUUCUUGGUCGUUACAGGAGUAUUUCUGGAAAACUUAAAAGGCGAUUUCUUCGUAAACCAAAUGUUGCUGAGGCCAUCGGACAAUUUAAUGCUUUGAGUAAGGUUUUAGAAGUGCAAGAAUGCUCUCAGUAUGCUGGACUAUGCUGCUUAGCCAUGGCAAGGUGUGAGCACACCUUAGCUAAUGCACCUGGUGAAUCGAGUGCUCUAAUAGACGCUGCACAGCAUUUCCUCGAGGCGGAAAAUAUCGACCAAAGUACUAGUUGUCCAAAUUUUGAAGAACAUUUGUCAGCAGCAGUGAAUUGCUAUGGUCAUGCUGUCAAGGUUCACCUGGAACAGAAGCAACCUGCUCUAGCUGCAUCAUUAUGUCUGAGACUAGCCAAUAGCCUGAAGGGGUUAAACAAGGCUGGAGAAGCAUCGCUGCAUUACCAGCGAGCAGCUCACCUACAGUAUCAGAGCCCAUUGGACUGUCUUCAUUCUCUAAAUCAAGUAGCAGCCUGCAAGAUUGAAUUGUGCGAUUAUGAUGCAGCUUUGACUGUGCUGACUGAGAUGGAGUACCUUGCCCGGGAGAGGAUGACUGUUGGGCUCGGUGGCCGCCCGGUCGGUGCUUUCAUGGACAUAUUAGGCAACUGUGAGAUAAGUAGGGUACUGCUGCUUAUGCUUCUUAAGCCGACCCCACAGAGAAUUCGACCUGAGCAUGCCCAGACACUGGAACGAUAUUCAUGGGAAAGUAGUGAAGAUACAACUCCAGACUGCUUGAGUGAAACAAUGUUCUUAUUGCUUCAGUCAUUAGUUAUGGCAUGUCAAUCAAGAGACAUUGAGGCACUGACUGCCUUACAGCAAGAUCUCUGGCCUUUAUUAUCUUCUACACACAUCCAUCUUCUUCACCUUAUUAUCAAGACACUAACCAAUCCACCAGUACUGAGUAUGGAAGAGACCUAGAAGUGGCUAGCUAGCCGUACUCCAUAUAGAUAACAGAACGUGGAAUAGGCUAUGCGGUGAAUAUAGGCACAAUCCAUUUUAAUGCACCAGUGUGACAGUUAGGCCUAGGUAUGUCACAUGACAAAAAUUGGGUGACGUUUUCUUUACAUCGGAAUUCUGUGGAGAUAAUAGGAGAUAUCCAGCCAAUGACGUUACCCUUUUCGCAGUUGUUUUUUGAAGAGGUUUUCUUGUUUCAGAAAAUUUAUUUCCAGUUUCGUUGUUUCCAUUCACGCUCAUUUGAAUGACUCAUUCAUAGUGGAGGUGCUGGGAUAUAUUCAAAGGAAGGCUACAGCCACUAGAAUGAUUUUGACCAAGACUAUACGUUGGUCAAGAAAUAGUAGUAUUUUUGGUGUGAAUCAUAUCAGGGGUAACAGCCAACUCCAAGACUUGUUUUGUAUGGGGGUCCGUCUAGUGAAUUGGCAAGUACGCUGAGAGACAGUCCCCUACUCUUUUCCGAAGAGUGUACUGCAUUCUUUCGGAAGAGUACACAGGACAUAUUGCACCCAGGACCAACGGCUUAAGUACAUAUCAGAAAGACAGUGUCCUAUCGUAACUUCGACUGAAACAUAAAGAGAAAAGCAGAUGGAAUUGAACAGGGGACCAGAAGAUCUCCAAGGUUCAGUGCACGUACAGUUGCUACCACCAGUUUAGCUGGCUGAGCUCAGCUACUGGACAAAUCGUACCAGUGGUGUUCGCGUUAAUUAUGCAGUAGGUUUUAAGAUUAUACGCCUGUACUGUCAGUAUAAUAUUGUACUGUAGAUCCUGUGAACGGUGCAGUGAUGUGCGUAGUAUUAGCAUGAACUGAGGUAGAAGUAAACGAGUCAUGCUGUUCGCGUUCAACAUAUCUGCUCGGGAAAUAACUGCCUGGUUGUUCUUCCUAAGCAACAUUAACUGGGUCUUGCAGGCCGUUCGUCUUCGGUAAUUUCACUAAGGAAAACGGUACGCAGGUUUUUUGCACUCGAUUUCUUGUGGGGGGGGGUUCAAAGUGAUCAGAUACUUUAUAAGUUUGACUAGUAAUCCAAUGAAGAGCGAACUAAAAAUAUUUUUGUUUUUGAUUUCUAUUUAUAAGCUGAAAUAUAUGAUCAAAAAAUUAAUAUCAGACAGGUUGUAACAUCAUGCUAAUGUCCGAUACGCCUUAUUUGGUCAUAUGGAGCCCCCUCUCUCAGUGAAUAAAAUGCAAUUUUUUGUCUAAUGUGUUGGUCAUAUAAAGCAUGGAGUACGUUUGCUGAUUGGCUAAUUAUUUUAAAUCCAUAUUUUUGGUUUUAAUGUUGGUUUUUCCAAACAGGAAAAAAAUUAAUCAUAUUUGGUAUCCCUUGGACUGCACAUCUAGUGAGAUAUCUAGUCUCACAUUUCGAAUAAAUUUCCAAAAAACAGCGGCGCCAGCGGACGGGACAGAGGUGGAAAUUGUCGGCUUGGUACUUCACAGAAGAGGAUUCCUUCAACAGAUGACGAAGCAGCAUAAUUUUUACAACUUGUAUACAGUUCAUUUAAAGUAAUAAUAUAUAAUAUAGAGAGAGAAAUGUAGGGAUAGUGGUGAACAAAAUAGACGUCAAUACCUGUAAAACCAAAAUCCUUAUUUCUAUUAAUAUUGAUUUAUUACUUAUAGUUAAUACAAUAUGUGCAAUAAGGUUCAAUAAAAUACAACUUCGGGCCUUUUA
This is a messenger RNA of Anneissia japonica, 2749 nucleotides long. RefSeq names its product 40-kDa huntingtin-associated protein-like. Lineage: Eukaryota; Metazoa; Echinodermata; Crinoidea; Comatulida; Comatulidae. Gene Ontology annotation, biological process: vesicle cytoskeletal trafficking. The transcript has 12 exons. Gene Ontology annotation, cellular component: early endosome. The record is from RefSeq and is a predicted model, not a curated record. Bases 96 to 1052 code for a protein of 318 amino acids. Gene Ontology annotation, molecular function: protein binding.